GUGCUUCCGGCUGGCGUCAAGUUCGAUCCCACGGAUCAGGAGCUGAUCGAGCACCUUAUACAGUCAGAGUGCGGCAUGCAUGCGAUGUGGCACAACACCGGCAAUACCUUGCCAGUGAUGGUCAAUGGCCGACAGAUGGGCAGCAAAAAGGUUCUUGUGCUUCACACCAACAAGAACUUCGACCAGCAGAGGACCAACUGGGUGAUGCACCAGUACCAC
Messenger RNA from Triticum urartu, 219 nucleotides. The record is from RefSeq and is a predicted model, not a curated record. NCBI's taxonomy places the organism in Eukaryota, Viridiplantae, Streptophyta, Magnoliopsida, Poales, Poaceae.